Messenger RNA from Salvia hispanica, 1251 nucleotides. Its product is annotated as Chaperone DnaJ-domain superfamily protein. NCBI's taxonomy places the organism in Eukaryota, Viridiplantae, Streptophyta, Magnoliopsida, Lamiales, Lamiaceae. The record is from RefSeq and is a predicted model, not a curated record. Gene Ontology annotation, cellular component: cytoplasm. Gene Ontology annotation, biological process: protein refolding.
GUUAAUUAGGAAGAAUGAAUUACAACCGUUAACUUCCAGGAACGUCCUCCUCAGUCCUCUCAACCAGCAAAUCCACAGGCAAAAAGAUCCCAUAUGAAUUCAAGAACAUGCAUGGAUUCGCUCAUUCUCUCACAUCUCCCUCAUUUUUCAGCUUAAACCCCCUUCCCAGAUCGACUUCUCCGCCUUUUCUUCCCAAAUUUCGGCAUGGGCAUAACGUCGAACACUUUGCGCGCGCACCGGAGGCCUUCCUGCGCAGUCACACCCAGCACCUCAAGAGGAAGACAAUAGGAAAUUACAGAGGCUCCCCCAUCAGAGCGAGUGGGAGGGAGUCUCCCUACGAGGUUCUGGGCGUGUCUCCUUCUGCUUCUACCAAAGAUAUAAAGAGGGCUUAUCGGAAACUUGCUCUUAAGUAUCAUCCAGAUGUAAACAAGGAGGCUGGUGCUCAAGAAAAAUUCAUGCGGAUUAAGCAUGCAUAUAACACACUGCUGACCUCAAAAUCGAGAGGUCAAUAUGACGCUGGCAAGCAGGGAUCUGAUUAUUCUUAUUCAGCUGGAGGAUACCAGACAAGGAGUAGAGAAGCUGAAGAAGAAUUCUAUGGAUUAGGUAACCUUUUCAGGGAUGUCCAAAUAACAAUAGGGGACUUCUUCAGAGAUCUUCAGGAAGAAUUUCGCAACUGGGAGUCAACUGUUGAUACUCAAGGAAAGCCAAAGAGCUUGUGGGAAGAGUUGUCGGAAAUUGGAGAAGAAUUUGUUGAGUUCUUAGAGAAGGAACUCAACAUUACAGAUGAAGAGGUAGUUGAAAACAAUGACAAAAAUUCUUCAAAGGGCCCUGAUUCAUAUGGAACUAAGGGCGCUGCAAAUGCUGGCCGGAAGGAGGCUAAUAAAGGAGGCAGCAGCAUCAACGACAAUAUAGAUGAGAUUGAAGCAACCCUGGCCCAACUAAGAAAGGAACUGGGUCUAUAAGUUAGGAUUUGUGUUUUUGUCCUAAUGCAUUUGAGAAUUGUGAUUAGCGAAUGCUAUUGCACGCCCUGGUACAGUUGAAAUAUCCAGUUGGCGAUUGCUAUGGCUCACCCUGGUUCAGUCGGAAUAUCCAGUUGGCUCUACAAACACACACACAGUUGUGGUAAAAGAAUUCUUUUGUUUGAGGUAUAACUGCACCAGAUUUCUGAUUUGAAGAGGUAGAUGUCGAACUGUGUACCAUGUGUACAGUGAUUGUAUUUAUAGAAAUGGCAAAUUUUUCCUUUGGCUUUUA